AUCGACUAAUGUUGGCAGUAUUUUAAGUUUACUCAUAAUUCGAAAUGUAUGCAUUAGGAAAUUUUUGUAAAUAACUUGAGUUAGAUUUUAAUUUCAAUGAUCUAUAGUUCAUAAAUUUUCAAUCAGUCUCUAUGUAUUUUAGGAGGGUUUAAAUAAGAUUUUAAAUUGUCUUUUUGUAGAAAAAAAAACAAUGUUUUUAAACAUGUGGUAUAAUACUUGUGAUAUGUUUUUCAAUUUUAAACAUUGAUUCCUUCAUUAAGUUAUUUUUUUUUAUUUUACUUCUGAAGCUCUUCACUUUGUUUUUUACUUCGCCAAAAUGUCUAAGUCAUUAUUAGAAACCUCCAUUCAACAUUCAACCGUUAGUGUGCCGAAAGAUGUUUUAGAACAAGUUUCUAAAAUGGUUGAUAUCCAAAUGCAGGCUGACAAUUCUUUUCCAGAAUUAGUGGACUGCCUUAAAAUGGGAGGAGCUACAUUGCCUACUGUAAGUGGUUUAAAUGAUCAAGAUUAUCCUGGUGUUUCUGAACUUAGCAUUAGUCUUCAUUCUUUAGCUCAACUGUCGACUGUCAAAAGAAUUCCGUUACCACCGGAAUUAGUAGAACAAUUUAGCUUUAUGCAAAGUAAUUGCCAAAUGGGAUUAUUUCCUGAAAUCGGACGUGCCUGGUUGACAAUUGAUAGCAACAUCUUUCUAUGGUCAUUUCACGAUGGGAGUGACCUUGCAUAUUAUGAUGGCAUCAAGGAAACAAUUCUCUGUGUUGGAUUAGUAAAACCAAAGCCUGAUAUAUUUCAAGAUUUUAUUCAUUACCUAAUUUGUCUCACCACUCCUAUUGAAAUUGUUAUUCUUGGAGUAAAUUUUACAAGAAAAAAUAAAGAUUCCCCAGCUUUUGAAGAAAUGCACAUGCUUCCUGAAGCACUUUUUUCAUAUCCAACUGAUAAUGUGCAUAUGUGUACUUUUGAAGGAACUGAGAGUGGCAGAAUUUUUCUGGGUGGUAUAGAUGGAUCUAUUUAUGAAUUUACCUAUCAGCCGCAAGAUAGAUGGUUUAGCAGAAAGUGUAGGAAAAUUAACCACUCUAGUAGUGUUCUAUCUUACAUCGUACCAUCUUUUAUUAGUUUAGCAUUUACAUAUGAAGAUGCUGUUCUUCAAAUAGCAGUGGACAACACUAGAAAUAUUUUGUAUGCUAGAUUUGAAAAAAGUUCGAUUCAGGUGUUUGAUCUUGGAAAAGAUGGUAAACAGAUGAGUAAAGUCCAUGUACUUCAGCAGGGCCAAAUGGUUUCGCAAGCUGUGUCAGUGGCCACGACAAUUGAUAAAAAAUACCUAUAUCCAAUAAUUCACAUUAGUCCCAUUGAAGCAACUGAAUCCAAGCUAGUACAUCUCGUUGCUAUUACUCAAUCAGGUGUUCGACUUUACUACACGACAAAUGGUGGUUUUGGAGAUGACCGACCAUACACUUUGUCUCUUCUUCAUGUUCGACUACCACCUGGUUUUACUGCUAGUGCAAUAGCGAGACCACUAAAUGUGCAUAUGUCAUAUUAUAAGAAAGGAUUUACUUUGCUGGCAUCAUCACAGAAUGAAGAUAAAGAUGUGGUAUUUGCUACCUCAAAUGAUUCUUUUGCGUUUUAUCCUCAGCUCAUUGAAACUCAUAGUACUUUCCUGCUGGAUGGUCACACUUGCUGCAUUGCUGAAGUCCCUACAAGAUUACCCAUUAAGCAAGAAAUAACUUGUGAUCCCCCUGCAAUGGUCACUCAACACAAAGAUCCAGCUAGACUAUUUGUCUUUCUUUCAACACAGGGAUGCUUCAUGUUAAGAAAACCAAAACCUGUUGAUCAAUUGUGUCAACUUUUGAUUGAUAAUAAAGGUCCUGAUUCUGAGGCUGUCAAAUCAUUUUUUAUGAUUCACAAGGAAGCUCAAGCAUGUGCAAUGUGCGUGAUUUUAGCGUGUUCUCAAAGUCUGCAAGAAAAACAAGUGGCUGAAUGGGCCAAUCGAGCAUUUUUGAUGUAUGGAGGAGAGCCUCAUUAUGCAGCAAUACCUGCUGCUAAUGCUUAUGAUUGUCCAGCCAGUCCUAUUGGGUCACAGAUGAAUAUGGGGCGUCCAAAUACGACAUAUCCUGCAGUGUGGGCUAGUACUCCUCAAAAUCAGCAGCAUAUUGCCGGAACUUUGCCUCAGCCACAAUUUUCAAGUGCAUAUAGUCCAGUCAAACCUAUUAUGACUCCAAUGCAACAGCCAACUUCACCUGUUGCUUCUAGUUUUUCUCAACCUUCGGCAAAUACCACUCUUGCUCCUACAUCAGAAAUAGUAUACUCUGGAAAACAUAAUGGCCUGUAUUUGUAUUUUUCCAGAUUAAUAAGGUCUAUAUGGAACAUGAAAUUAGUUUCUGAAAUGAAAGAAGUUUCUGAUACUAAACUUGUAAGCAAUAUUACAUCAGAAGAAAUGGCACUUUAUCUGCAACAGCUGUCUACAUUAAAAGUAUUCCUCAAAAACAAUAGUCAUGCUUUUAAUAAUCCCAUUGAAUCUACUGGUUUAGCUAAAUAUGGUAUGUCUAGAUUUUUUAAGAAAAAUGAUCAGGCUUCAUCGGGAGACGCUGUUGCAUUAGGCUACAAAACAAAAACUCAAAAUGAAGCUGAAUUACAAGAACGAAUAUCACUAGCAAAUUUUCAAAAGCUUGUAAAUCACACUUACGAAAUGUUAGCAUUAUGGAAAAUACUUUGUGAUCACCAAUUUCAUGCCAUUCUGAACUAUCUUACCCCGAUGCAACUUGAUCUGUUAAAACUGCUUACAUUUAAAGAUUUCGUCAUAGAUGGAAGAGAGCUCUCAGUAUGCUUAACAAAUGCAUUAAUAAAUCUAUAUUUGGAGGAUAAUGCUAGUACUGGUUCAAUCAGCCAACGUUUGAGAGAACUAUGUCCUUCCAUCUACCGUGUUGAAGAUGCUACUGUGUCUAAGGCUCACGAGAUGGUUCUGAAUGCUAAAAGCAUAGCAAAUAAAGUAGACAAGGAGCAACAACUGUUUGAAGCUUUGAAACUUUGCAAAUCUAUUGCACCUUGUGUUGAUCUUGGCUUGAUGUCUGGACUCUUCAGAAGUGUUGGAUUUUAUGAUGGUAUCGUCGAUCUCUGUCUCUGCUGUGCUCAACGUCUGGAUCCUCAAGGCUUAGCUCUGCAUUAUUAUAAAAAUGGUGAACCUAAAGAUGAUCACCAAGGUUUUCAAGCAUUCAUUAAUAGGAGGAACUGUUACAAGCACGUCAUUGAUGCAAUGAAUGAAUUAGUAUCACAAAGUAUGUCACAUCCUCAAUCGCCAAGCGUGCCAAAGGUUCCGGGACCACCUCCUUCUAGAGAUCCUAACCUGUUAGCUCCGGAAGCUGCCAAAGUAUAUUCAGAGAGAAUAUUUGACAUGGCUCUGAAAACAGAUGAUGAAUUGUUUCAUGUUGCCUUGUAUGACUGGCUAAUUGAAAACAAUGACUCAGAUUAUUUGCUCUAUAUAAAAUCUCAUUUCCUUGAAGAUUAUUUAAAGCGUCGUGCUUCAGUUCGACCAGACAAUUUAUACAUCUUGAAUUUACUCUGGAAAUAUUAUGAAAAAAAUCAGAAUUUUUCUGCUGCGGCUAGGGUUCUUGCUAAAUUAUCUGAUAAACAUGGAGUUGAAAUCAGUUUAUCUCAAAGAAUUGAGUAUUUAUCUCGAGCUAUAAUGUGUGUAAAAGGUUCUGAAAUGAGAAUAUCUACUAGUGGAGAAGGAGAAUUCUUACAUGAAUUAGAAGAAAAAAUGGAAGUUGCACGUAUUCAACUACAGAUUUUGGAGGCUCUACAACAAAAGAGGACUGAGGCUUUACAAAGAAAAAUGCCCAUUAAUCAGAAAGCUGUUGAUGAUGCUAUUAAUGCACUCAACUCCAAUUUUCUCCCCAUACAAGAUUUAUAUGAAAAUUAUGCGGAGAGAUACAAUCUUCCGGAAUGCUCAUUAGCAAUUAUGGAAUGCGGAGCAGUUGAUGACGAUCAUCGUAUUAAAUCAUUAUGGCAAAGGAUUAUUGAGAAAGAACUGUUGGCAACAAUGGGAAUGAUGCCAGCUUCCCGAGUAAAGGUUUUGCAGCAGAAAUUAGCACAGAUUAGUCAGCUGUAUGUUAACUCUGAAAAGUACUUUCCAAUAGAGUUCAUCAUAAAAGUCUUGGAAUUGAAAACGUGUUGCUUAAAUUUUGAAGUAUCCUGGGUUUAUGAGACUUUGCUCAAUCUCGGAUUGUCCAUUGUUGAUUUGUUGAAGAUUUACCAUGCUCUGUAUGACUUCAAAGAUUCUUGUUGGAUGCAAUGUGAAAAUCCACUGCAUCUACUUAUGGUGUUAGCAAGCCUUAUUGAACAUUAUGCUGAUAUGCCUUCAAUUGUUUCACUGAAUGAAAGGAGAUCUUUCACAACAUUCUGCUUGGAUGUGAUGUCAGGGUAUCUUGUUGAUCUUCAAGCUAUGGAUUCUACCAUACCAAAUGUCACUAAUCUCAUUUCCAAUUUCAAAUCUGUUCAACGUAAGCUAGAAAGAUUGCCCUGAUGUUAGAGAAAAAUAGCUGAUUAAUAUAAUUUUUAAUAUAAAAAUUUUUUAGCCCUUUUCUACAGACUUUUGUACAAACCUUAACUUGAACUUUCAAGAAGAGAAAAGUUAGCAUGCAUGUAAAUUGAAUGGAAGGAACAGCUGCUAUUUUCUGUGUGAUCAUUCAUCAAUUAAUGAAAAAAAAAUAUUGUGCUAUAUUGUUUAUUUUCUUAUUUGUUUGUAAUUAUUAAUUAUGGGGAAAAAAGACCAUUGGUGCACUUAUCAACUCAUUCUUUUCAUGUUAGUUAUGUCUUUUAUGAAAUUUCAAAUUAAAAUUCAUUAAUUCAUGUGUAUCUUUUUAAUUCAUUUUGUGGAGUAGUAAAAACAUUUUGCAAAAUUAUGUAUAUCUUUUAUAUCUUCUAAAAAAAUGUGUAAUCUUUUUCAUUGUGAUGAAUUUUUGUUCAGAAUUUGAUUAAAAAUUGAAUGAAGUAUUUUGUCUAAAAUAUA
Messenger RNA from Parasteatoda tepidariorum (common house spider), 4996 nucleotides. It is a transcript of the gene Nup154, whose product is annotated as nuclear pore complex protein Nup154. Gene Ontology annotation, biological process: protein import into nucleus; transcription-dependent tethering of RNA polymerase II gene DNA at nuclear periphery; protein localization to nuclear inner membrane. Gene Ontology annotation, molecular function: structural constituent of nuclear pore. Lineage: Eukaryota; Metazoa; Arthropoda; Arachnida; Araneae; Theridiidae. Gene Ontology annotation, cellular component: nuclear pore; nuclear pore inner ring. The record is from RefSeq and is a predicted model, not a curated record.